Molecule: messenger RNA, 833 nt
Organism: Frieseomelitta varia
Lineage: Eukaryota; Metazoa; Arthropoda; Insecta; Hymenoptera; Apidae
Gene: Nse1
Product: non-structural maintenance of chromosomes element 1 homolog
Exons: 6
Coding region: 53-814 (253 amino acids)
Biological process (GO): DNA damage tolerance; double-strand break repair via homologous recombination
Cellular component (GO): nucleus; Smc5-Smc6 complex
Molecular function (GO): ubiquitin-protein transferase activity
Source: RefSeq, a predicted model, not a curated record
UAUUAAUAAUCUGAAAUUUAAAAAACGCUUGUGUCUAUUGCAAAAAUAAAACAUGGUUUAUAACAAAGAGCACAAAUUAAUUUUGCAAACAAUUAUGCACGACGGUUUUCUAUCCGAAAAUAAAGCAAAAGAGUUAAUUAUAAAGUUAUUUAAUGAUAAUAAAGUUGUACCAGUAAUAAAUCAAAUAAAUGAAAAAUUACAACCCUUAAACAUGUUGAUCAAAAGAAUACAGUGUGAAAUUACAGGCCAGUUGUAUUGGGUUUUAAUAAGUACGGUGCUUGAUGAAGUAACCAGGUUUCAAACUGAAUUUUCAAAAAAUCAAUUGGCUUUAUUAAGAAUUAUAUUUUCUGAAAUUAUAAUAUCGGACAAUGGAUGCAUACAAAGUACAGUGUGUUUAAAUUUAUGCUCUUCUUCAGAUGUGAAAAUGUCAAAAGCAGAUGCUGAAAAUUUUCUUGAGGAUAUGGUUAAUAGAAAAUGGUUAAUUUAUAAGGAUGGUUAUUACUACAUGGGUAUAAGAAGUAUAACAGAAUUAAUGCCAUAUUUUAAAGCUACAUAUGAAAGUAACUUAAAUACAUGUUACCUUUGCAAACAAAUUCUUUUUCAUGGUAAAAAAUGUACUAAUUGUGAAACCUUCUUUCACUUGUAUUGCUUGAAGAAAUUCACUAUGGUUUGUGAUCCUAUGAAAUGCCCUAAUUGCAACACAGUUAUCUCAGAUGUUGAUCUAUCUGGUAUACAAGAUGAUUCAACACUAGCAGAAGAGGAUACAAGUAAAGUAAAAAAAUCCAGCAGAAAGGUUUUAAGAAAUAAAAACUAGAUUUAGUUAAAAUACAAAA